AGUACUGCGACCAGGAUUCUGCUCGAACACGGCGCUCAUGUGAACGUGCGUGGCGGCGAAGACAACUGGCCCGUGAUCUCGCUCGCUGCCUCAACUCUACUCACCGAAGAUCUGGAGCUUAUCAUCAAGAACGUCUCAGAUAUAGAUGCAGCCUGUGCUAGGGGAACGACUGCCCUGAUCAACUGCGCGGAUGCAUGCGAUAUCGAAGGCCUGAGAUUUCUGUUGGCGCAUGGUGCUGAUGUACAUAUCUCAAGCGAGAAAUAUGGCACUGCACUUCACGCAGCCGCGUAA
Messenger RNA from Bipolaris zeicola 26-R-13, 291 nucleotides. RefSeq lists its product as uncharacterized. The transcript has a single exon. The record is from RefSeq and is a predicted model, not a curated record. The annotation marks the transcript as partial. Lineage: Eukaryota; Fungi; Ascomycota; Dothideomycetes; Pleosporales; Pleosporaceae. Gene Ontology annotation, molecular function: protein binding.